CAUGGCUCCCGUUAUCGUCUUUGGUCCAACAGGCGCGGUCGGCUCGGCCGCCGCGCGCACCGCCCAGGAACUAGGAACCAUGGUGUAUCUCGCCAUGCGCGACCCCACGAAACCCAUUCCCGGUCUUAGUGCGGAGAAGGAAAGCGAGGGAGGUUUCAAAAGAGUGCAGGCCGAUUUCUCGCAGCCAGACACUAUCUCCACUGCAGUAGCGCAGAGCAAAGCGAAACACGCCUUCAUCUACACCGACCUGACUUCAUCUGACCACAUGCGAGCGAGCUUUACCGCUCUCAAAGAGGCAGGAAUCGAAUCUGUCGUUCUGCUGAGCAGCUUCGGCAUUCAGGAAGAUGUUCGCAACGUGUCGCCCGAGUAUCACAUCGCCCAUGUUCACGCGCAGGCCGAGGUUUCCCUGCAAGAAGUCUUCGGUGCGAAUGGUUAUGUAGCAGUCCGGCCGGCCUUUUACGCGAGUAACACACUUUGGUGGAAAGCUCCCAUUCAGACCGGACAUGUGAAGCUCGCUUGGCCAGCUGCAGCUUUUGACUGGAUUUCUCCGGAAGAUAUUGGAGGUGUUUGCGGCACGAUCAUUGCCCACAGGGCCCAGGGAACUGAUCUCUCGUUGGCCGAGCCGUACGUGAAUCUGGUCGGCGCGGAGAAGAUGGGCGUUGGGGAUGCCGUCAAGACUAUUGGCAAAGUUCUUGGCAAGGAGGUCAAUGUCUCUGAGGUGGGUGAGAAUGAAGCCUUGGACAGCUUGGUGAAUGAGUCCGGGCUGCCCGAGCCAAUCGCGCGAUCGGUGCUUGGAUUUUGCCAGAACGCGGCGAAUGGUCAGUCCUUCAUGGACAGCCCCCGGUAUGGGCCUGCAGUUGGCAAUAUAGAAAAGUACCUUGGCCGGCCGGCGACCCGGUUGCAUGAGUGGGUGGAGGCAAAUCGAGAGAAGUUCAGUGCUUGACAUACUGGCUUUCCUCAAGUAAUACUGCGGUGUAUGGUCAUUUGCAAAUUAGCUG
Messenger RNA from Aspergillus neoniger CBS 115656, 998 nucleotides. RefSeq names its product NmrA-like family protein. The transcript has a single exon. The annotation marks the transcript as partial. The record is from RefSeq and is a predicted model, not a curated record. NCBI's taxonomy places the organism in Eukaryota, Fungi, Ascomycota, Eurotiomycetes, Eurotiales, Aspergillaceae.